This is a messenger RNA of Zingiber officinale, 1989 nucleotides long. RefSeq names its product alpha-1,3-arabinosyltransferase XAT2-like. NCBI's taxonomy places the organism in Eukaryota, Viridiplantae, Streptophyta, Magnoliopsida, Zingiberales, Zingiberaceae. Bases 207 to 1607 code for a protein of 466 amino acids. The record is from RefSeq and is a predicted model, not a curated record. The transcript has 3 exons. Gene Ontology annotation, molecular function: glycosyltransferase activity.
CAAUAACAAUACAAAAAGUACAUGGAAAAACAUGUUCCCAACCAAGCCAUGGAUGGAAAAUCGAAAAGAAUCUAUUAGAAAAAAAGGAAAGCCUUGUUUCAAGCAUGUCUACCACCCUAUGAGCUUCGGUUGCUGUGCCGCGGCGAUGUUCAAGCCCUACUAAUUUGCUUUUCUCCUCCUCGAGAGCUCAGGAGGAAGGUCUGUCAAUGAUGAUGGGAAGCCAAGCCAAGUUCUUGAGGUGCUUCAGCAGGGCUGAGCCCCAGACUCUGAGUUUUGCCAUCUUCACUGGAUGCUUCCUCAUCUCCACGGCCCUCCUCGUGCUGUCCGCAGGCUAUUUUGUCUCUUUUCCUUCGUUGGGUUCCUGGUUGUCGCCUCAUGCAGCUCCUCCCCUUCCCAGGGCACAAGUAAAUGAUACAAACAACCAAAAUGUGGAGCUCAGCAGAAAGCCCUUGUGUGAUACUACUUCCAACAGAAGAGCAGACAUAUGUGACAUGGAGGGUGAUAUCAGAAUCCAAGCAAGCUCUUCCUCCAUCUUCUUCGUCACUUCCUCAAUUCGGAACACCACAGAACUACAGGAAUCAUGGAAAAUUAAACCUCAUCCUCGGAAGGGAGAUCAUGCCGCACUGUCUCGUGUCACUGAAAUGUCAGUAGGCUACUUGAGCACCGAGGAAGACCUUCCCAAAUGCGAUGUCAAUAGCACAGUUCCAGCGAUCAUCUUUGCGACCGGUGGCUAUAUGGGGAACUUCUUUCAUGAAGUCACAGAUCUAAUAAUUCCCCUCUACAUAUCAUCGCACAAGUUCAAUGGUGAGGUUCAGUUCUUGAUAAGUGAAAUGCUGCCUUGGUGGAUGACAAAGUAUGAAAUAUUACUAAAGAAUCUAUCUCAUUACGAAAUUAUCAACUUCAACAAUGAUACUAUGGUCCGGUGCUAUCCGCGUGUCAUAGUGGGCAUUGCAUUUCACAAGGAUAUGGGCAUUGAUCCUGCGAGAUCUGGCGGUGUGACAAUGUUCGACUUCGGACGGUUCAUAAGGAGCAGUUACUCAUUGGAGAGGGACACUGCAAUUCAGCUAGGGGCUGACCGCGAUAAGCGACCUAGACUCCUAAUUAUUGCAAGAAGCAGGACAAGAAGAUUCACUAAUAUCCAUGACAUUGCACGAAUGGUAGAAUGGGAGGGUUUCGAACCUGUUGUAGCAGAGAUCAAGAAAAACCAAAGCUUGGCAGAAUUCGCGCGCAUAGUGAACUCUUGCGAUGCGAUUCUAGGAGUGCAUGGUGCAGGGCUUACUAAUCUCAUAUUCCUCCCAACGAAUGCAGUAGUGAUCCAAGUUGUUCCAUUGGGUGGGCUGGAAAUGUUUUGCUACAGUGACUAUGGAGUGCCUACUUUAGACAUGAAGAUGAAGUACUUGCAAUACAGCAUAAGCAUCAUGGAGAGUUCCCUGGUUGACCGCUAUGGGAUUGCAGAUCCUGUGGUCAUAAAUCCAAAAUCUGUUCUGGCUCAGAAUGAAGGUUGGAGGAACUGGACUUCAAUAUACUUCUUCAAUCAAGAUGUGAAGCUUGACGUGGGGAGAUUCAGCAGUUUUCUCAUACAUGCUCGUGAGCUUCUUCGUCAAUAGGCAUAUUGGCAAGAGUUGAUUCGGUUGAUGUGAGAGGCGUCUGAGGUGAGUAUUAUCACCUUUUUACCGCCAAGAGUUGAUUCAGUUUGGAGAUUAUCUUCUAUAUUGCAAAGUGUUUCACUGCCGGGCCUCAUCUUUUUGCCAAGGACAAAUGGAUCUUGCAGAUGCAUAAAAAGGGAUUAGGCAUGUUUAAUUCUUUUGGUUCAUUCAUGGAAGCACUAUAAUAUGUCAAUGGAUCUCAUCAGGGAAUCAGGGCAUGAUUUUUUGGAGAUGUAGCUUUGAAUAGAUAAAAUCUCAUUGAAAUGAGAUUCAACCGUGUGGUAAUUGCUUAGCAACUUCUACCGUAGUCUGACUGUUUUAAAUAAUUUUAAUCAAUUUAAAA